AUGACGCCCAAACGCGCGCAGGCACUGACGGCGUCGUGGCCCACGAGUUCAGCGACCAACUUUUCGAACCUGCCCCAGGACAGACGAGGGAAAAUGAUCCUGACCCCAAAGCCGUACUAUGCCACGCACGACACGAUGCCGCCACCGACGCCAGUCAUCCCAGUGCUGGCUACACUCUCGAUUGCAAGCGAUCGACCUCAAGCUGCAGGAGCUCACGUUGCUGGCAAACGAGACAACGGUGACGAGGCCUCGAAUCCCCGGCCACGAAAGCAGUAUCGACCGUGA
Messenger RNA from Hyaloperonospora brassicae, 285 nucleotides. The record is from the annotation of a GenBank genome assembly. Lineage: Eukaryota; Oomycota; Peronosporomycetes; Peronosporales; Peronosporaceae.